Messenger RNA from Microplitis demolitor, 4145 nucleotides. RefSeq lists its product as uncharacterized. Gene Ontology annotation, biological process: transmembrane transport. The record is from RefSeq and is a predicted model, not a curated record. The transcript has 12 exons. Lineage: Eukaryota; Metazoa; Arthropoda; Insecta; Hymenoptera; Braconidae. The coding region runs from base 802 to 4026 and encodes 1074 amino acids. Gene Ontology annotation, molecular function: monocarboxylic acid transmembrane transporter activity.
GUUUAGUUUUACAUUUACAUACAUAAACUCAACAAUUAAAUUAAUGUAAAGUAAUUUUAAAAUUACAUGCAAUUAAUGAAAUAAUUUAAUUGUAAGAGUCGGAUAAAUAUAUGUAAUUACAAUUGAGUGCGUAUGAACUUGUCAUGUGUAUAUAAUACAUUAUAUUUGAAUUGAUAUAAUAAUAAUAAUAAUAGAGUGUUGAAAGAUGGAUGUAAACACGGAUAAGUUUACUUGUUUAUUGCCAAGUAUUUACGUGUAAGUGUAAAUCGCAAUCCAGUACUGGUAAAUAAUAAUAUAAACAUACGCUGACGUGGGGAGAGACCGCGGGAAAUAAUUUAAAAGAGAGUUAAAUGAGAUUAACUAUUGCGCAUAGUGAUAUCAGUUAGAUUAGGGUGUGAGGAUUGAGGUUUAAUAUGAAGUAAUGAUACUAGUAAAGCUUCUAAUAGUAUCAAGAGAAGAGAAGAGAAGGAAGAGACCGAUGCCGAAGAGAGAGACAGGGCAAUUGGGGGAGGAAGAGAAGGAUAAAGAGACAAAGAUCAUGCUAACACCACGAAUAUAAAACGUCUUGAUAUAUAUAUAUACAUAUAUAAAUAUAUAUGUGCGUCUCGUAUAGUAGAUACUGUGAGGUUUAUUUGCAAGUAGUAGUUUUCAAACGACAAUACAUGUCGCGGUUGGUUCACCGCAGCAGUAGCAUCUCGCAAGCCAGUCAGAAAUAAUCCUUGUGCUCGUGUUCUGUUGCCUACACAGUGGCAGAUAAAAUUCAUCUGGUGGUUUUUUCAUCAGUAAUGUAUAGAGCGAGUCAUGACAGCGACUGAUUAUAAUGAACCAAAUGCUGAUUUAGACAGCACAAUGGCUCUCGACGACACAAAACGUUCAGCAGUAACCGGAGUAACAAAUAAUAAAGACGAAUCGGAUAAUUUUAAUAGUAAUCAUGAUCAGGAAGAACGUAAUCCAUUCAUUGGACAGCAAUCUGUUGUUUUUUUAACGGAUGAAUACAAGUCGCAAAAUUAUUUCAGCAGCCAAAACUCUAAACUGAAGGAUGCUCUUUCUAAGGAUGACAAAAUUUCGGCCAAUCAAAAUAAUCCACCUGAUGGCGGAAUACGCGCUUGGAUGAUUUUACUCGGGAGUUUUAUUAUCAAUGGAAUUUUAUUCAGUAUUAUUAAUUCGUAUUCUUUGAUGCAAGUUCAGCUUACGGAAAAAUUAAAAGAUCUUGGGGAGACUAGCGCUGAAGCUAAAGCAUCACUCGUUGGUUCACUCACAAUAGGGACGACUUUUUUUUUAUCACCAAUUGCUGGUAUUCUAACUGAUAAAAUAGGUAUACAAUUAACAACAUUUAUCGGUGGGUUAUUAGCAUUUGCUGGGAUGUUAUUGUCUUCAAUAUAUUGCGAAGAUGUGGUAAUAUUAUGUUUAACUUAUGGUAUUAUGUAUGGAACGGGCGCAAGUUUAGCAUACACACCAAGUUUAGUAAUUUUGGGACAUUAUUUCAAACGGCGCCUUGGUCUUGCCAAUGGGAUUGUAACUGCUGGAAGCUCGGUAUUUACAUCAAUAAUGCCGUAUGUAAUGAGCGCAUUACUCGAUCGCUUUGGAAUGGUCGGAGCUUUGAGAAGUCUGGCUAUACUUACUCUAAUAAUAAUGUUGUGCGCAGUUCUUUUCAAACCCAUAUCAAUGAAAGAAAAAUCAUCUGUCAAAGACAAAUCAAGUUCUCAAGAUCCAAAAUGUAAAAAAUCUACGAUCAACUUAUCGAUUUGGAAAAAAAAACGUUACGUUGUUUGGGCUAGUGCUAUUCCAUUGGCAUUAUUUGGUUACUUUGUGCCAUAUGUCUAUAUCGGGUCGUUUGUAAUUAAAAGUUUUGGAAAAGAAUUUAAUAGAAAAGUUCCAGUAAUGUGUAUUGGAAUAACAUCAGGAGUUGGUAGAUUAGUAUUUGGUUACAUCGCUGAUUUACCGCGAGUCAAUAGAAUUUUAUUACAACAGAUAUCAUUUAUCAGUAUUGGAAUACUUACAAUGCUUUUGCCAUUAACUCCGCCAUAUUAUUCAGCCUUAGUAGUGAUAGCUCUUUUAUUUGGACUAUUUGAUGGAUGCUUCAUAUCGUUGUUAGGCCCAAUAGCGUUUGAUAUUUGCGGUAAGAGCGGUGCGACUCAAGCUAUUGGAUUUUUAUUGGGGAUAUGUUCAAUACCAUUAACUGCUGGUCCACCGAUUGGCGGCUUGUUAAUUGACCACACAGAUUCCUAUACAUUGACCUUUAUUGUUGCUGGUAUUCCUCCAAUAAUUGGAGCGAUUGUAAUGUUUGCUAUUAACUGCUCGCGAAUGUCACGGUCACCAGUUAAUAAAACUAGCAGCACUUCAUCUAAAGACAAUCAAGGAACUGCAACAAGUCCUAAAGUUAUUGAAAAUAGUGAUUCUGCUUCAGAUACUCCAGAUCGUUCGACGUCAUGCUCAUGGUGCGGACGUACUGGCGGCACAUGGGAACCAGUAAGUGUGUCAUUGGCUUGCGAAGGUACCAGCAAUUCUGGAUUCACUAAUUCCAAUAGAUUUUGCAGCGAGGCUUGUUUUGCUGCCGGUAGACGCGCGGCUUUUAAACGAGCGCGAACUUGCGAUUGGUGCCGGCAUGUCAGACAUUCCGUUAGCUACGUCGAUUUUCAUGAUGGUGAAAGCCAGCUUCAAUUUUGUAGUGAUAAAUGUUUAAAUCAAUAUAAAAUGAACAUAUUUUGCCGGGAAACACAAGCGCACUUGGCAUUGCAUGGAAUACCAAGUGCAUCACCUACAAGUCCAAGUAGCGGUGGACUGAUAACACCGGAGCUCUGGCUAAGAGACUGUAGAUCCGCACCCCCUAGUCCAGAUGACGAAGCGCUUGUCGUUGACGACGAACCCAGUGAUUGGCCGAGUACCUGCGACAAACCGGAAGAUGAAUCUCACUUAACAAAAAAAAAUACCAAUGACAGCUGCUUGCAGUCGUCUGACAAUAGAAGUAGCAGCAGCAGUAUAAAUACCAAUAACCCAAGUAAUGGUAAACUGGACGUGGUGUACGUUGAUGACGAUGAGAAUGUUGAAGAAGCCAUCAGAGAGUCGCUGAAAGAUGAGGAGAGCCGCAGAUUACAGGAACGUAUCACCGAGUCAUCUAAAUCAUUAUCAAGUACGGAGUCGUCUCACGUUUCAAUUACUCCUGGUAUCUCUCUGAAUAAUAACAACAGUUCGACGAUUAAAAACUGCAGGAGAUCAACGAGUUCCUCACCUGAAAGUUGUAAGGAAUCGCCGCCAACGAAUUGUUCGAGAGAAGGAACGAUAUUUAUUAAGGAUGUGAGAAAGUUGUUGGUAAGAGAUGCAGUGAAACGUCAGCCGGGUUAUCGAUCGCGUCGAGUUUCAGGUAAACCUAUGUGGCUUCCAGAGCCUCAUCAUUAUCAUCAGCACAAUUAUAGUCACUAUCCAAUGGGAUUUAACGCAGCCAAAGGGUUCACGAAUCCCGCCGCGCAUAAGAUGCCAUUGCAAUUCACAAGAAGAAAUUAUUCCGAAACUUGUUCGCCGCCUCCGUCAACUGGAUCUCCGUCGUCUCUCCACCCAGGUGCUGCCAAAGUUUCAAAUACUCAGGGAGGAUUGUUGCCACCGGUCACUGUACUAGUUCCUUACCCAAUUCCUAUACCAAUACCUCUGCCUAUUCCCAUUCCCAUUCCGUUAUUCGCUAAAUUUUUCAACUCGAGAAAUACAGACACUGAAAAAACGAGCCCUUGUACAAAUGGAGACUCAGUAGGUCCUCAAGAUCUCUCUCGACGCAGUCAGUCUUUACCGCAAGCCAAUAGUCCGAAUUUGUCUAGUGAAAAAUUAAUAAAUCUCUCGGACUCAUCUACCUCGUCGUCGCCAGUUCUGUCCUCAGCUUCAACGGGUCCGUCUUUUUUCGCGACUGCUCCCAAACUUCAAACGCCAGCGGUGAGAAAUACAACUCCCAGACCCCUGAGGAAACGAAGACGGCUUACAUCCGGAUCCUCUGAUCAGGAUCUUAGACUGAAGCGACGGAGUAAAUUUGUACCAGUUUAAAUUUUAAAUUUGUUAUAAUUAUAGAAGUUGUUUUUUUUUUUUAAGUAAUUACUUGUGUUUUAAUUCAAAACGCAAGUAGUCUGUUUUUUUUUUAUUUUUAUCUAGUGCUUUGAGAUAAA